This is a messenger RNA of Myotis myotis, 5373 nucleotides long. RefSeq names its product ADP ribosylation factor like GTPase 5C (gene ARL5C). NCBI's taxonomy places the organism in Eukaryota, Metazoa, Chordata, Mammalia, Chiroptera, Vespertilionidae. Gene Ontology annotation, biological process: protein localization to Golgi membrane; intracellular protein transport; vesicle-mediated transport. Gene Ontology annotation, cellular component: trans-Golgi network; cytoplasm. The transcript is spliced from 6 exons. Bases 4478 to 5017 code for a protein of 179 amino acids. Gene Ontology annotation, molecular function: GTPase activity; GTP binding. The record is from RefSeq and is a predicted model, not a curated record.
UGUGCCUGGAGUUGUUUACACCACAGGAGAUGAGGGUGAUUUGUGACUCUCUGAUGCAUUACAUUCAGACCUGCCUGAGCGGCGUAGCCAGGCUCGGUCCCCACUCAGCGCAAACUCCGCAGCGAACCCCUCUCCCCUUAAGCAGAGCCAGGGAGAAUGGGAAGCUGAGGUGGAGAAAUGGGGUGUCCUGGGUGUCCUACAGUGGGUGAGAUCCAGACCCACUGGCACAAUGUUAAAAGUGUGUGCUUGUUCUGCUCCUCUGGCCUCAACUGCUCCCCUACGCCUCAGGAGAGGGAGGGACUGAGUCUGGCUUUCUCCCCCAGAGCCCCCACAACUACCCCCUACCCAGCCCCUGCUAACCAGCCUUGGGGGAGGGGCAGAGAGAAUGGGGAUUUCCCCAGUCCCAGCUUCAGAGAAAGAUAGUCAGCAGGUGGCUGCCAGUUCCUGCCCUCAGCAGCUGGCAGGAUGCGGGCUUCUGAAGGUUGUUACUGCUGUUGUCUCUCAGAGCACCUGGUUCUUGAUUCUGGGGUGGUGCUGGACCUGAAGGAUGAGCUCCUGGGUCUUUAACCUGAGUGUUCCUCUAUUCUGUGUGCAGUUGUGUGUGUGUGUGUGUAGAGAGGGUAACAGACAUCCAGACCUCGCUAGAAGAGGGGUCAGCAGACCCAAGGAGAGAGGAACUGGGCGAGCCCACCCACGACCCUCAAGUGCUGCUGGGAUUGGAGUCUGGUCUCUGCCCCCCAGUGUAGGGCUCUUUGCACUGCCUUUCAGUGCAAUCCAUUUCCAUGUUUAACCACUGAACAAACGUUUGCUGAGCACCUACCAGGCACAAGUCUAAAUGGGAGCCACAGGCAAUUUGGGACAGAACAGUGAGCUGUCUGAUGUGGGGAGCACUGGGUUCUGGGGGAACCUGGGACGGGUCAGGGCUUGAGUCCCCUAAAUCUGAGGAGACCAGGAGUAACUUCCUGAAGGAAGUAAGGUUUGAGCAGAGGCUAGAAGCAGAGGAGACAGGUGACAUACAGGACAUAUUCUUGGCCUUCACCUUGCUCUCACGAUGUGGUCAGAGAAGGGUCAGCAGGAGCAGGUCCCCAUGGAUCUUGAGUCGCGUUAAGGAGUUUGGGCUUUGUCCUGAAGCUGGUGUGCAGACAUCGAAGGGCCGCACGCAGCAAUAGCAAGAUUGCCUUGGUUGCAGUUCGGAGCAGACGGAAAGGUCGAGCCUGGAAACCUGCAGUACUCCACGUGAGGAAUGAGAAGGGCCUGCACUAGACCUCAGCAGGGGAGCGGGAAAGGGGGCUGUGGCUGUCAGAGGCGUCGAACAGAAUGGAGAGCUGUUGAGGAGCAAUUGGAGGUGGUCACUGAGAGAGAGGGCGGUGUCUGGGUGACUGUGGGUUAUAGAGAGAAAGCAAGUUAGAGGCAGGAACGAUACCUAGCUUUGGACAAGGUGGGUUUAUGGUGCUGUAGGUGGACAGCCCCGAGGAGAAGGGCAGAAGACAGCCGAGUGCUCGGCAGAGAGCUCCAUCCUGCGUGGAGCCUGAUAUUUUUGUACCGAGGGCGGGGAUUAUUAACUAACAUUUACAGAUAAAGCUCAGAGAGACCCAGCAGCUUGUCCAUAGUUACACGGCACUGGAGCAAGAACUUGGACUCAGAUGUCUGGAUUUCAAGUUCUGUGGUGUCCAUGACCCCCAAGUCUAGGGCUAAUUCCCCUGCCCCAGGAUGGCCCAGGUUCUGGGAGCAGAGCGGGGGAGGGAGGGGGAAACAGGUAUCUGAAUAUGUGUCUCUUCCCCAUGUGCCUUCUGCCUGAAAUUGCAUUUGCCCAGAACAUACAGGGAGGGGUAUCUCUAGGUGGCUUGGAGAUAUUGGGAGGCGAGAGAGAGAGAGAGAGAGAGAGAGAGAGAGAGAGAGAGAGAGAGAGAGAGGAGAGAGAGAGAGAGAGAGACUUGUCUCUUGGUAACCACAAGCCCUCAACCGACACAGUCAGCACGGGACAUCAACCACCAUGAAGCUGGCUGUGAUGAGGCCCAGAGAGGCUGGUUCUGCUACCACAGCCACCUCAGGGGUUCAGGAACUGAGGCGCUGGGGAUCUCCGCUCCCCUCACCCCCCACAUACACACACCUGACUGGCUGCUUCUGUCUUUGCAAUAUGGUCUGCACCAGAGCGAGCCUCAGUCCUAGGUGUGGCUGAAGGUUUCCACCAAUCAAAAAUGAAAUGAGCUGAGCAGGGCCACGACGGCCCAGAAGUGAGGGGGUGAUCCAGUCCAACACUCUAGAGCGAAAGCUUGACUUAGCUCCCGUGAUCACAUCCUCAGAGAAGAGUGCCUUGGCUCCCUUCUAAAUCAGGCCUUCCCAUCUACUGCCUGCCAGGGUUGGUUGGUUGUUUGUUUUUGUGGGUUUGUUUUUGGUAUGUGUAUUUGUCUUCCCACUAGACAGUAAGCUUCCUAAGACCCAGACUGGGUCUGUUUUGUCUACUUGGCAUGCUUCCUACCUCCUGACUCAUAUUCGACAAAUGAAUGAAAAGUGAACGAAAUGCCCCUAAGAUCCAGCUUUGGGCCUCAAGGAAGGCUGGGCUCUGGUCUGUUUACUGAACGUGCUCCAGCUGGCCGAAUGUCACUUUCAAUUCUGCAAGUGGGGGUGGUGGCGGAGGAGGCAGGGUACACUCACAGGUCCCCCCCACCCCCAGGAAACAGAUGGUGAGAAUGCUUAACACAUUGCUGCUUCCCUCAGCACCUCCUGUGCCCUCACCCUCCUGCACCCAGCCGCAGCCCCAGCUCCUUUUUUCCUAGGGCCGAAAUGAAAUCAGCCAGAUGGGCUCCGCUAGCCAAUUCUUCUUCCUCCUCACUCUGCUAGGAAUCUGGGGGGUGGGGGGUGGGGUGAAUGAAAAUUCUGUAUUAAGUGAAUUCUUUUCUCUCUUCUCUUCACAAACUUCCCUGUCUUUCUCCAUUCUCUUCAACUUGUAUUCACACUUUUUUUUUUUCUUUAAUACUCCAAAACAAUUUCUCAGGUUGUAGCGUAACUCACUGUACUUCAAUCCAAUAGCAACACAUUCCUACUGUGGGCCGGGCACUGGACCAGGUGGGGGGCACACAGGUGAACAAGACACGAACCCCGCCCUCUAGGAAUCACAGAUGAUUGGAAGAAACAGGCAUGCCAGUCCAGUCGGGUCCGCAGCCUCGGUGUGGAGAGGAGCCCCCUAUGGCUGGAGAACCAGGCCGGAGCUUGGCGAGUAGGUGGCUUUUAUGGCAGGCAGCCAAUGGGAUGGGGCUCAGGAACCCUCCUUUCUGAAAAAGGGAAAGGCAUUCAGGUGGAGGAAACGCAGAGGUAAAAGCACAGUUGGAAAGAGCUGUGCAUGUGUGAGCAAGGACCGUUGGAGGCAAAUAUGGGAGAUAAGCUGCAAAGGCAGAUGGGGGCUAUUCAUGGAGGUUCCUGAAUUUCAGGUGAGGAGACUGGUCUGAAUCCAGUGGGCAAUAGGGAACCAUUGAAGGUUUAUGAGCUGUGGAGGAACAGACUCGGAAGGUUAACAGGACUGAGGCUGUGAGGAGAUGCCUGGUAAGGGGAGACAGAGGCAGGGAGACCCGUUAGAGCAGAGGGGUGGGAGGAGCCAAGUCCCCUGGGUGAUGGCUGGUGUCUCCUAACUGCCCUGCAGCCUGCGGUUGGUUUGCCUUCCCCACUUCUCUUUUUGUUUGCUGGUUUUCCCCAGUUUAAGCAAAGAAGGAAAUUCACAAACAUCAAGGAGCGGCUCUCCCUUCUUGUUCCUCCUCUGCUGUGUCUUAGUAUCUGGAAUCCCUCUGUAGGGUCUGUGGCUGAGAGAUGUCUUUUUUGCUCCAUCCCUGUCUUCGGAUGUCUACCCUCUGGGUUCAGGGGGGCUGUGCCUGAGCAGUCGGGUUGUCAGUAAAUCAUAGAAGUUGCCUGUCACCAAGGGACCUGCCAAAGGAGGGAGACCCUAGGGAACUACAAGACCCACACAAGUGAACAGCUAGAGAUCUGUUGAGGGUCAAAAUACUCUCCCAGCUCAGAGAGAGGGGAUCAGUGAGCCCUGCCUACCCCACACAGCUGGAAGGUGGAGAAGGUGGGUGGCCAAGGGUUUUGCUUUAGCCUCAUGCUCCAGACAUGGCCUUGGGGAAGGAAGAGCUGGGACAUGGUCAUGGAACACUGUCUGAGUCUCCUGGAUUGGCAGUGGGGGAGCAGUCCACCCAGAGAACUCUGGGAUUUUCUCAGGGGGAGGGGGAGGAUGUGGAGUCUGGACCCCAUUUUCCUCGCACCUCCAGGGCUCUGGACAGUAGUUUGUUGUCAACCUGACGGCCAUAGCUCCCCUGAGGGCUCAGCGUUUCAGGGAAUUCCCAGGCCCUGCAGGAGUCUCAGGAGGCUCCGGUGACCUUAUAGACCCCGGCUGGCCCUCCCCCGGGGGCGGGGCUCCAUGCGCCCGGGCUCAACCCCGGCCCCCGAGGGCCACUGAGUCCUGCACCUGCCCGGCCCCGGACGCGCCAUGGGACAACUGAUGGCCAAAUUGAUGGGCAUCUUCGGGAAACAGGAGCACAAGGUUAUCAUCGUGGGCCUGGACAACGCCGGAAAGUCCACCAUCCUCUACCAGUUCCUGAUGAAUGAGGCGGUCCACACAUGUCCCACCAUCGGCAGCAACGUGGAGGAGGUUGUUCUGCGAAAGACCCACUUUCUCAUGUGGGACAUAGGGGGCCAAGAGGCUCUGCGCACCACCUGGAACACAUACUUCUCCAACACGGAGUUCAUCGUCCUUGUGAUUGACAGCACGGACCGGGACAGGCUGCUGACCACUCGGGAGGAGCUGUAUAAGAUGCUGGCCCACGAGGCUCUGCGAGAUGCCUCUGUCCUGAUCUUUGCCAAUAAGCAGGAUCUGAAGGACUCCAUGACCACCGUGGAGAUCUCCCAAUUCCUCACCCUGAGUGCCAUCAAAGACCACCCAUGGCACAUACAGGGCUGCUGUGCCCUCACCGGGGAAGGGCUGCUUGCUGGGCUCCAGUGGAUGCAAUCUCGGGCCACUGCCAACUGAUGUCCCAGUCGGAGGCCAACCGGGAACUUCGGGGUUUAGCACGGACUACUUGGGUGGAAAACCCAAUUGACUAUUUAUUACUUUCCUACGAUUCUCUGGUGGGAGCAGGGGCAGCUACGGGCAGGGAGAAGCCGCUGCCCACCUAACUCCCCACAGAGGAGCUAGCUAGACUGUAUACUCUGAAUUGCCGCAGACAGGACAGCAAGUAAAGCUGCCCUCACUCCAUGGAACAGGCGUCCUUCUUGGAGACACAAGGAAACGUUGGGUGGAUUAGGGAGUGGAGCCUCUUUCCCUCAGUUCUGUAGGAAGAAUGGAGGGGCAGAGUAAGAGAGGCCUUUUUUUCCUAGAACCCCUCC